AUGAUCGUCUAUAUGGGCUCGACAGAGUGCAUCAAUCCAACAAGCCUCAUAAUCACCACCACUUACCCCACCACCACCUGCGUGAGCCAGACCCACGUGUCCUUCCCCAGCUCUCACCCCACCACGCCGGGGACAGAGACACCACGGACAGCCAUCACCAGUGCUUAUCCCGUGUCAACAACCAAGAGAGUCACCUCUGCCGUGACCAGUCCCCCCACAGUCACCACUCCAGGGAAAACUCNAGAGACACCACGGACAGCCAUCACCAGUGCUUAUCCCGUGUCAACAACCAAGAGAGUCACCUCCGCCGUGACCAGUCCCCCCACAGUCACCACUCCAGGGAAAACUCCCACAACCACAGCCCCACUCUCCUCCUUUGUCCCAGCCACACACCCAACCCCAGACACUCUGACCUCCUCUAUGACUGGGGCCACUAAAAGGACUACGCCAGCCGCUGCGAGUGGCCACACAACUGCGCCUCCUACCCCAACAAGCGCGCCUACCUCUCCCACUGCCCCUUCUCUGACUUCUAGGAACACCUUGACAACAACAGUGACUGACAAAAGCUUCUCACCCACCACCCAUACUGUGAGCACUGCUUCACUUCCAGACACGCUCAGUACACUUAAAACACCCACAGCCACCACGCGUGCUCCGACCUCAGCUGGUUCACUGACAACACCUACAACACCAGGUGCAUCUGCUGCUACUGAAGCGACCACUGGAACAGGUACACCAAACACAACUCCUGUGAACACAACGGGCUCCAUGAAAACAACACCCAUUCCAGUGACUGACAUUCCCACAGAAACUCUCACUGCCUCAGUUACUUCAGUUUCUCCAGUCAUGUCCUCAACCAGUCCUGCCACAUUUACCACAUCCAAAUCCAGCCCUGCGCCAACCAGCACUGAUACACACAUGACAUCCACUACCAAGGGACCACCCUCCACCACUCUAGCCACUACAGAAAUAGGCGAGACAAGGGACCCAGCAUCUCAUGCUUCUUCCACCAGGAAAACCACAUUUAUUACUACAACUGAUGUUUCUACAGAGACUCUAACAACAGAGAUUGCUUCUGCGGCCCCAGUCACACCAUCAUAUACUCUCAAAUAUACAAUCAUUUAUCCAAGUGCUUCUACUUCAGUGACCACCAGUACCUUGAUAUCACCCAUCAGUAAGCAUCAGUCUUCAUCUGCUUCAACCACAGAGCAGGCCUCCACUUCGACCAGAGACAGGAGUCCUUUCUCCACUCUGACUACCAGAUUCCCUAAUACCCACACCAGUGCUGUCCUUUCAACUCCCAAGAGCAAUCCUACCGGAUCCACAACAGAAAUCACCAUUCCCACGGACACUGCAGAGCAUGCCACCUCAGUGACAGCCAUGCUGCCCACUCCUUCGAGGACAGAAACAAGUGAGAGUUUGAAAACAUACAUGUUAACCACACUCACGCCGAACACACCACAGAGUACUCUAGGCAACAUAUUUAAAACUGGUUCCAAAACACGAAGCACAGAAACAUCUGCAAUAACCUCAGUUUUCCCUAACUCUAGAUGGACACAGAAAACCACAAAAACAAUCCUAUAUUUCGGUAGUAAUGGUAACAAUACCAUAUUACCAAAAACCACUAAAGCCAAAACCAGGCAAAGCAUGAAAACAAUGAAUGACAAUGGUUCCAAAAUUACUCUAUCCAGAUUAUUGAAAAAGCAACAAAAUAAUACUGAUUUUUCCAACACCACCUACAAUAUUGAAAAAACAUUAGGAACAUUGAACACAAAUAAUAUUACAUCUAAAGAACAUGCAAUCAGGACAAAAACUACCCCUCGAAAUCUGACAAAUCCAGUAAGAAAGAAAAGGGCUCUUUCAGAAAAAAACAACAAAACAACAAAUAAAAUAAUAACCAUAAAAAUGACGACAGAAACCACAAAAUCAGAUGAAAUAAUGCCAGUGACUGACAAAAGGAGAAAUUCAGAGAAGUUCCUUAUGACACAACACUCCAGAUACAUCUCUAGGCACUUCUUCCACGUCUACCAGCACUACCAGGACUACUCAGGCAGAAAGUACCACCUCACCUGCCACAAGCACCGAUGCACUGCACACAACCACAGGGUCUCCCAGUGA
Odocoileus virginianus texanus is the source of this 2118-nucleotide messenger RNA. NCBI's taxonomy places the organism in Eukaryota, Metazoa, Chordata, Mammalia, Artiodactyla, Cervidae. The record is from RefSeq and is a predicted model, not a curated record.